Molecule: messenger RNA, 2082 nt
Organism: Pipistrellus nathusii (Nathusius's pipistrelle)
Lineage: Eukaryota; Metazoa; Chordata; Mammalia; Chiroptera; Vespertilionidae
Source: the annotation of a GenBank genome assembly
AUGGAGUUAUUGCCUCUCUGGCUCUGCCUUGGUUUUCACCUCUUGACAGUGGAAUGGAGGACCCGAAGUGGAGUAGCCGCAGCUGCUUGCCAAAGGUGCUGCCAGCUGGUGGAUGGAGUCGCUGACUGUCGAGAGCAGAAUCUGGCCUCGGUGCCCAGCGAUCUCCCUCCCCACGCACAGACGCUCAUCCUAGAUGCCAACCCUCUCAAGACCCUGUGGAACCACUCGCUGCAGCUGUACCCGCGCCUGGAGAGCCUCAGCCUGCGCAGCUGUCACCUGGAGCGCGUUGGCCGCGACGCCUUCCAGGGCCAGGCCCGCCUGCGCAGCCUGGCGCUGCCCGACAACGCCCUCUCGGAGAGCUACAGGGAGACGGCGGCCGCCUUCCACAGCCUGCGGGCCCUGCGGAGGCUGGACCUGUCCGGGAACUCCCUGACGGAAGACAUGGCGGCCCUCAUGCUCCAGAACCUCUCUUCCCUGGAGUCCGUGUCCCUGGCGAGGAACACCAUCAUGAGGCUGGACGACUCCGUCUUCGAGGGCCUGGGGCACCUCCAGGAGCUGGACCUGCAGAGGAACUACAUCUUUGAGAUCGAGGGGGGAGCCUUCGAGGGCCUGGCCGGGCUGAGACACCUCAACCUGGCCUACAACCACCUCCCUUGCAUCGUGGACUUCAGCCUCACGCGGCUCCGGUCCCUCAACGCCAGCUACAACGACCUGGAGUGGUUCCUGGCCUCGGCGGGCGCGGCUGCGUUCGAGCUGGAGGUGCUGGACCUCUCCCACAAUCGGCUGCUGUUUUUCCCGCUCCUGCCCCGGUCCAGCAAGCUGCACACCCUCCUGCUGAGGGACAACAGCAUGGGCUUCUACGGGGACCUGUACAACGCCUCGUCGCCGAAGGAGAUGGUGGCCCAGUUCCUCCUGGUGGACGGCAACGUGACCAACGUCACCACCGUUAACCUCUGGGAGGAGUUUGACUUCAGCGACCUCGCAGACCUGCGCUUCCUGGACCUGAGCCAGAACCAGUUCCAGUACCUGCCCGACGGCUUUCUCAGGAAAAUGCCUUCCCUCUCCCACCUGAACCUCAACCGGAACUGCCUGGGGACGCUCCGCAUCGGGGAGCACGAGCCCCCGGGGGCGCUCCUGGAGCUGGACCUGAGCCAGAACCAGCUGUCGGAGCUGCACGUGGCCCCCGGGGCCCCCGGCUGCCUCAGGAGCCUCCGGUCCUUCAACCUGAGCUCCAACCAGCUCCUGGGUGUCCCCGCUGGCCUCUUUGCGGAUGCCGGUAACAUCACUACAGUUGACAUGAGCCACAAUCAGAUCUCACUCUGUCCCCAGCCAGCGGGCGUGGACGGCGGCGGGGGCCCGCCCAGCUGUGUGGACCUCAGGAACGUGGCGUCUCUGAGGAGCCUCUCUCUGGAGGGCUGCAGGCUGGGAGCAUUACAAGACUGCUCCUUCCAGGGCACCGCCCUCACCCACUUAGACCUUUCUGGAAACUGGGGGGUUCUGAAUGGGAGCACUGCCCCCCUCCGGAAUAUCGCCCCCACGUUACAGGUCCUGUCUCUCAGGGACGUGGGCCUCAGCGCCAGCUUCACGGAGUUGGACUUCUCCGGGUUUGGGAAGCUGAGGGACCUGGAUCUGUCCGGAAAUGCUUUGACCAGUUUCCCCAGGUUCCGGGGAAGCCUGGCCCUGCAGACGCUGGAUCUCCGCAGGAACUCACUCACGGCCCUUCCCCAGGGGGCCGUGUCUGGGCAGCUCACGACAAGUCUCCGGACCAUCUACCUCAGUCAGAACCCGUAUGACUGCUGCAGGGUGGAGGGCUGGGCGGCCCUGCAGCGCCUGCACACCAUCUCCGACUUGGCCAUGGUCACUUGCAACCUGUCCUCCAAGGUCUACCGCGUGGUGGACCUGCCCAGAGGCACGCCUCAGGACUGUAAGUGGGAGAGGGUGAAUAUGGACCUGCUGUAUCUUGUGCUCAUCCUCCCCAGCUGCCUCACCCUGCUGGUGGCCUGCACGAUCACCUUCUUCACCUUUAAGAAGCCUUUGCUUCAGGUCAUCAAGAGCCGCUGCCACUGGUCCUCCAUAUACUGA